AUGGUCGAACAUCCAUGUACAAGAUGUGGCAAAAGCUUUCCCAAAUUAUGGAAACUUCGUUGCCAUAAUGAAAGACAAUAUAAAUAUCGACCAAAAGUAAUUCCUCAAAUUACAAUUCCCCAAGUCAAAGACCAAGACAUUCCUCCUCCUGUUACUCAUAUUCGAGGAAGAGAUCAAAGACGAGAAAUAACAAAAAGAAAUAAAUCACCAAUACCAAUUUCCCAAGAAGCUGGCUCAGGCCCCGCAAUCCAAGCCUAUAGAAAAAAUAUAGCUUCACAGAAUGAACUUCAAGAGGCAAUAAAAAAUG
Molecule: messenger RNA, 307 nt
Organism: Dentiscutata erythropus
Lineage: Eukaryota; Fungi; Glomeromycota; Glomeromycetes; Diversisporales; Gigasporaceae
Source: the annotation of a GenBank genome assembly